Molecule: messenger RNA, 384 nt
Organism: Staurois parvus
Lineage: Eukaryota; Metazoa; Chordata; Amphibia; Anura; Ranidae
Source: the annotation of a GenBank genome assembly
UCCCUCGGACACAGCAGAUCACUGAUCCACGGAAAGAGCCGAAGAUGUCGGCUCAGUCAUGUGAUCAGCUGUGUCCAAUCACAGCUGAUCGCAUGGGACAUGUACACAGAUCAUCAGAGCACUGAUGAUCAGUGUGCCCUGAUGAUCUGUGUAGCCCCAGCAGUGCCACCUGUCAGUGUCCAUCAGUGCCAGCUCUCAGUGCUCAUCCAUGCCACAUAUCAGUGCCUACCAGUGCACAUCAAUGCCACAUAUCUGGGCCCAUCUGAGCUGCCUUUCAGUGUCACCCAUCAAUGCCAAUCAGUGCCCAUCAGUGAUGCCUGUCAAUGCCCAUCAGUGCCACCUACCAGUGCCUCCUCAUCAGGGCCCAUCAGCCCCACCUAUCAG